UGAGAAGGAUUCCGCUGACCAUAUGCUUUGUUUUUUUUCCCCACAAAUGCGCCCCAACUUCACCCGCUGGGAUUAAAACCUCCCAUGCUGCACCUCUUCACAAAUCAAGAGCUGCCAUACACACGCACACCGCAUCUCCGAACGCCCCCUCCUCCAUCACUAUAGUAGUUAGUCAGCCUGGUUCCCGCUGCUGCAUGCGCACAGGCGUAUUGUGGCACAUUUCCAACAACUGCGCACCAGAAGCACGCCGCUGGUGCACAAUUGCGGAUAUUCUACGACAGAAUUCGACGCGCUGGAUGCAGGAAGUGUCCACGCUGCGCCUUUGACGCGGUGUCUUGAAUCCACACAUGCAGUCUCUGUCAUCUUCAGCAUAGCAGCGUGACAAUGGUGCAAGGUUGGUUAUCCGCUUCGUCGUCGGUGACUUUUCUUCCGAGGAAUGGAUUGUUUGCCGGAGCUAGGAAGGAAUUUGUUGGAACCCUCGUUUGGAUUUCCUGUGUGACGCUUAGUAUCUGGUGCUGAGUCCACUCCACUCGCCUCUUCUUGCCUUCCACUCGCGGCAGCACGACUGCUAAUUGGAGAGCAUCUUAAUUGAUGGAGAACAACCACAUAGGGCUUUGACCUCCACUCUCGCCUUUUACGCUUACUAACCCUGUUUCUAUUUCUGCAAUUCCUGUGACGAGUAUUCGGCUCUCUUUUGCUCGCCCGACCUUUGCGUUGCACCUCAAUUUAAGGACAAUGCCACUGAACGCGUUGCCCCGGGCUGGCAUCGGCGGCCAGGGCUCCCUCAGCCCGGCGUCGCUGUCCCGCAGUCUCUCUCGGCUGAGGGAAUACCGGACUCGGACACGGAUCAUGUUGGCCCUCGGAGUCUCUCAGAUGGUCCUGGGAAGCCUCAUCUUGGCCGUCAGCUUCGCGGCUCUGGCUCUCACCACAUCUCCCAGGGUGCGACACUCUUGCCCUUUCUGGGCAGGUUUCUCCGUUCUUCUCUCUGGGCUUAUCGGUGUGGUGUCAUGGAAGAGGCCACUCUCGCUGGUGAUCACAUUCUUCAUGUUGUUGUCAGCAGUUUGCGUGAUGCUCAACCUGGCAGGCUCCAUCCUCUCCUGCCAGAAUGCUCAGCUGGUCAACUCCCUCGAAGAAUGUCAGCUGCUCAAGUUUGACAGCGACGGAGUGUGUGUUUGCUGUGAGUUCCAGCAACAGAGUUCAAGCUGCAACAACCUUGGAGAGACGCUGAAACUGAACCCACUGAGGGACUGCAAUACCAUACGCUUGCGUCUCAAGGAGCUGCUGUUCAGCGUGUGCGCCCUAAACGUCAUCUCCACCAUUGUUUGUGCCCUGGCGACAGCCAUGUGCUGCAUGCAAAUUGUCUCCACUGAUGUGCUGCAGAUGUUCAUGCCACACCGAACAAGAGAGCUAAACGCUGAUUGUAUGACUCCCCAUGGAACUAUCCUUCACCAAACGCUGGACUUUGAUGAGUUUAUUCCUCCCAUUCCCCCACCGCCUUACUACCCCCCUGAGUACACCUGCACACCAUCAAUGGACGGACAAAGAGGCCUGCACCUGGAUUUCCCCCAUCCCCCCUUUAGUGCCAUUUAUGGGGUGCCUAUCAACAGCCCCGGGACGCUAUACCCAACUGACUUGCCCCCACCAUAUGAGUCUGUGGUUGGGCAGACUCCUGCAAGCCAGGUCACCACCAGUAUCGAACAACAAGCCACUGAAUCCAGUUUAUGUGACAGAAACACAACAGCAGGACUCAGCACUCAAGCCUCUGUAGACAGUGCAUCCCUGAUGGUCUCAGAAGUUGCCGAUCAUGACCACACUUGCUCCUCCGAGGAUUUGUGUUCUCUAGAAGUCCAAGGCUCGGAUUCCUCUCCCUACAGUACACACCAGACUGCACCGACUAAUGGAAGCUGCACCAGCCUUGAGCUUUGUACACGCACACGCUGCCAUCAUUUCUUGUCCAACACCAACGCUCGCCCCAGUGACACUGGAUUCAGUGAAUCCUCACAUACCCAGGAGUCCCUCGAACGCUCUCCAGACUGGUCCUCCGAAAACUACAGUAAUUUGGAUCAAGAGGAUUCUGCAGACAACUCGCAUGUAUGUGACGAACUUAGGCCUUCCAUGCACCUCUGCGAUGAGCUUGCAUCAGCCAAACAUUUGCCAGAAGAGCCGCCAAAAGUGUCACCGCAUUCUCUCAUUAAAGCACGAAUGAUGAGUCGGAAACUCCCGCUUGCUGUCGCCGCCUCCCCACCUCUUCAGCUUUGCUCCCCCACCUCAGUGGCCUCCUCUGGGGGAACCUUAGCCAUCAGUCCCUUAGCUCCCUCUCCCUCUCCAUCUCCUCCCAGCAGGCUACGAGGCCCCCGGUUGUGCUUUAGUGUUUGGUCCUCUUCUUCUACUCCACAGCCCCCCUCUACCUCAACUCAAAGUGGACGUUCACCCGCAGAGAAGCCUCGAGGGCUCCGUGCAGCCAGGAGGUACCGCAAGCUGGCACGUAUUGUCCGCUCCAGCAGCGACCCCAUCUCCUGCUCCUCCACUACUGGAAGAGAAUCUUGUGUCUCCAUCUCUGCAAUUAAUGCUUCAACUGGAGAUUCAGAUCGUACAUCACCAGAGCAAGAGCAGUCAUGUAUUUCAGCGGAGGCUAUUGGAGGCAAAGCAAGUCGCAUAUGCGCCAAGAAGCAUCAAAAGGAGAGCAGAAAAAUAGACCUUCACCUUAAAACAAGAGCUCUGCAAGCACACGCCCCCCAUGAACGACCACAGUCCUUGGCUGACCUCAAAAUGUAUAAAGACACUAAAAUAUUGGUGGCCAAGUUCCUGGAGCAUUCAAGUUGUAAUUUACCACCUGAAGUCCAGCAAGUUGUCAACAAUAUUAAAUGUGUCAUCAAGUCAGAUGAGAGACACAUGGAGGAGGCCAUAUUUAGUGCCAAUGUCAUAGACCAGGUGAUGACCCAGUGCAUCAGUGGCAGUCCCAGGAAACGUGGCCAAGAGGAUCUUCACCUCCAAAGCUGCGGUGCUUUGAGUUCUUCUCCUUCCAUGCGCCGUCCCAAAAAUCUCUCUCAAAUUACCGGCACCAGUACCAAUCCCCUGGACUCACCUUCCUUUGAACAAAGCCUUGAGUGCAGGGAAACUAUUCUCUGACCACCAUCUUCACAAGGACCUGCAUCUAAGCUAUGAGGGCAUUCCAAAGUGCUCAUGUUGCAGCAACACCUUUGUUGUGCAGAAAUUCAUAAGCAGUUCGGCAUUGUGAGUUCAAGUUUGCACAGUAUGUCUCUUGCGUAAGAAAAGGGGAAGAGGCUCAAACUAUAUCUUCUCGAGCCCCAAGAGAGUCUGCACAGUCAUUAGCAGAAAUAGUAGCAAACUCAGACUUGAGCCUGCCUGUCUGUAGUGGCUUUUUUUCUCAUCAGAAAACAGAAUGUUUCUCCCUCAGGGGAUUUUUUUACGCUGAGUUUCAGCAAAAUGAAACACAUUGCCGCUAAGCUGAGAUCUGUCAUUCAGAGAAAAACGAUAUUGUGUUACAGUCUUGGUAUUUUUCUUGUCUUUGUGUGAAACGGGAAGAAAUGUAAUAAAUACUGUAUGAAUAAUUCAACUGUGAACUGGAGAGAAUGGGCUUUACCAGCCAAUGCUUGGCAAUUUUGUGGAAUUAUUACUGAUAGGGUGGUGAAUAUAUUGUGGUGCCGCUGGUUCAAGAACAAACAUGACAAACAUUUUAACUUACCUCAUUGUGUUAUAUUUCUUAUCAGUGUUACAAUAAAAGCUAAGUUUGUAUCUUU
Molecule: messenger RNA, 3761 nt
Organism: Hippocampus comes (tiger tail seahorse)
Lineage: Eukaryota; Metazoa; Chordata; Actinopteri; Syngnathiformes; Syngnathidae
Gene: entrep2
Product: family with sequence similarity 189 member A1
Exons: 12
Coding region: 736-3129 (797 amino acids)
Cellular component (GO): membrane
Source: RefSeq, a predicted model, not a curated record